This is a messenger RNA of Conger conger (European conger), 1939 nucleotides long. RefSeq names its product synaptotagmin-7-like. Gene Ontology annotation, biological process: calcium-ion regulated exocytosis; vesicle fusion; regulation of dopamine secretion. Gene Ontology annotation, cellular component: membrane; axon; synapse. Gene Ontology annotation, molecular function: SNARE binding; clathrin binding; calcium-dependent phospholipid binding. The coding region runs from base 100 to 1920 and encodes 606 amino acids. The transcript is spliced from 12 exons. The record is from RefSeq and is a predicted model, not a curated record. NCBI's taxonomy places the organism in Eukaryota, Metazoa, Chordata, Actinopteri, Anguilliformes, Congridae.
AGAACAAGGAAAAGGAAUGCAAAGUAGUUCCAACAGGAAUUGAUGUCAUUUAAAUAACGUCGUAAAACCACCAGAUAUUGAAGGGGAAACUCAACAACCAUGUAUCUUAACAGGGAAGAGGAGAACAGCAAAGGCUCGGUGUCUCUCAGUGUGUUCCUGGUGUCGCUGGCGGUGACGGUUUGUGCCGUGUGGCUGGUGGCUCUCUGUGGUGUCUGCGGCUGGUGCCAACGCAAACUGGGGAAGAGGAAUAAGCCCGGAGUGGAGACGGCCGGCACCCCAGACUCUGCACGCGGCCGCGGGGAGAAGAAAGCAAUCAAUGAUCUAGACAGAGACUUUUGGAAUAACAAUGACAGCAGCACAGUGCAGCAGAAAUGGAGCUCCUAUCCGCCCAAGGAGUUUGUACUAAACAUUUCUCCCUAUGCCCCUUACGGAGAUCCUCGCCUCACACUCAAUUUCGGGGACCCCUCGCUCUCCUCUGCGGCGACACUGGAGCACAUCCCGUCGUCGGAGGCGACGCGGCCGCGCACGCUGGUGAGGCAGCAGAGCCUCCAGCAGCCCCUCUCCCACCCGCCGCAGCCGGGCCCCAACGACCUGCCGCCCACCUCCCAGAGCCUGGGCCAGCUGCACACGGGGCCCGGCCGGCCGGGAGGGGGGGGUGGGGGCCUGCGCGGGGGCCCCCGGGGCGUGCGGGGCAGCCCGGCGGGGGCGGGCGCGUCCCGGUACCGGGGGGCCGGGGGGGGCCGCUCGCGCUCCAACCCGGGCAGCUGGGACCACGUGAUGGGCCAGAUCCGCAACCGGGGCCUGGACGUCAAGUCCUUUCUCGAGGGGAAGAUGGUGGUCCUCUCUCUGGCGAUCGGGCUGGCAGAGCAGGACGACUUCGCCAACAUUCCUGACCUGCAGGAGGCCCCGGCAGGCCACGAAAACCCAUCAGACAAGAGGGCCGCGGGCAACAAGCCAGGCAACAGCCCCAAGGGCCACCCCCCGGAGGACUCGGACCGCCGGAACGACGGCCACUCCUCCGUCUCUGACCUCGCCAACUCCCUCACCAGCGAGAUGCUGAUGCUGUCCCCGGGUUCUGAGGAGGACGACCACGAGGGUCACGUCUGCGAGAAGCUGGGCCGCAUCCAGUUCAGCGUGGGUUACAACUUCCAGGAUUCCACCCUCACCGUGAAGAUCCUGAAGGGCCAGGACCUGCCCGCCAAGGACUUCUCCGGCACCUCCGACCCCUUCGUCAAGAUCUACCUGCUGCCGGACAAGAAGCACAAGCUGGAGACCAAGGUCAAACGGAAGAACCUCAACCCCCACUGGAACGAGACCUUCCUGUUCGAAGGCUUCCCGUACGAGAAGGUGGUCCAGCGGACCCUCUACCUGCAGGUGCUGGACUACGACCGCUUCAGCCGCAACGACCCCAUCGGCGAGGUGUCCAUCCCGCUCAACAAGGUGGACCUGGCCCACAUGCAGACCUUCUGGAAGGAGCUGAAGCCCUGCAGCGAUGGCAGCGGGAGUCGAGGAGACCUGCUCGUGUCCCUGUGUUACAACCCCACAGCCAACACCAUCACUGUGAGCAUCAUCAAAGCGCGCAACCUCAAAGCCAUGGACAUCGGGGGAACCUCAGACCCGUACGUUAAGGUGUGGUUGAUGCACAAGGACAAGAGGGUGGAGAAGAAGAAGACCGUGGUGAUGAAGCGCUGCCUGAACCCCGUCUUUAACGAGUCGUUCCCCUUCGACGUGCCCGCCCAUGUGCUGCGAGAGACCACCAUCAUCAUCACCGUCAUGGACAAGGACCGGCUGAGCCGCAACGACGUCAUCGGCAAGAUCUACCUAUCAUGGAAAAGUGGCCCUGCGGAAGUAAAGCACUGGAAGGACAUGAUUGGGCGCCCGCGCACCGCGGUUGCCCAAUGGCACGCCCUCAAGGCCUGAUUGCCCCGCCCACCGCCCC